GAGAUCGCUUAUGGACUUACACUUUGCUUUCACUUUUCUCCUGACUCAUUUUACUUUACAAGAGAAUUUUAAGUUUUUCUUGAGUCACAUUUGAAUGCAAAAAUGGGCUGUUCUCCAUCCAAAGGGAAGUUAUUUUCAAAGCCAGAAGGCCAUGGACCUCAAAAACCUCUGCUGGACGAACCAUCAAAGGACAGUGUUGAUCCUACACCUUUAGAGGAGGUGAACAAAUGUUUAGGGACCAAUGAGGAAGAUAAUGAACUUCUGCCACCAAUUGAAGAACAUUUUACAAAAGAUAAUGUGGAGUCUCAGUUUGCCUCUGAUACAGCUGCCCAAAAUAUUGAGGAUAUUAAGGAAGAAGGGGUGCUUGUGACCACCGAAGAAAUAGUCAGCGAGGUAGUGCAAACAGACAAAGUUAAAAAGACUGAAAAGACAAAGAAAAAUAAAGGCAGGAGAAGGUCUACUGAAAAGCAAAGGAAGUCCUUCAUUCUCCAGAAAAAGGUGGAUUUCCCCCCACACAUGGUGAGGGCUCACCAGGCAGCCUAUGCUUUUCUGAACCCAAAUAUCUCCAAAUAUGAGACCCUGUUGGGCCUGCUGGACCAGGCUGCUGAGACACAUUUGACCCUCCAGCCCAUGAUGUCUGCUUUGGUGUUGCGCUUUGAGGAGAUCAACCAGGCACUAGAGGAGAUGGCUGAGGAGGGGGAAUUGAUGUUGAACGAACAUGGGGUCUAUAUGGCCUUGCCUUCUGGGAUGAUGGGCCCAGCUGUUAUUCCAGUUAAACCUGGCACUGACACUGAUCCACCUCCAGAUCUUUUACAACAACUCCUCCAGAAUUCGAUUGAAAAAAUGAGGUGUGUGGGGGGUUCCGUCCAGGCACUGGGUGAUACCACACUUGAGGAGGCAGUGGAAUAUUUUUCUUCCCUCUCUCAAAUGCUGGUUGACAAGCUCCAUGCAAAACAGGAAGCACAGCAGAGGGUGGCUCAUGUGUUGGCACAGGUAGAGGUAUCUACCAUGAGGAAGUCUAACCCUGAGGACAUUUCACUACACAGUGAGGACAGCGGUUUUGGGGGAGAGAAUGAAAGUCUGACAGGGUCUGAUAGGCACCGCCGCCACCGCGGGAGUGGUGGAUCUGGAAGCUGUGGGUCUGGAGUCAACAUUAGCAGUGCAUUUGAUAGUCCUCAAAAUAAAUUACCCAGCCUCAUAGGCCAAAAUGAAGAUGAUGAAGAAGACGAGGAGGAUGACAAUGAUGAUGAAGAGUAUGAAGAUGAAGAAGUCGUUAGGCCUGUAAGGAAGAGGUUGAACUCUUCCCCUCCAGACCCCAGUCAACCACGUCUCUACAUGCAUUCAAAUUAUAUGCAGGAUCGGCAGCCUGCAAUUAAAAGACCCCUGACAGCUACCACUUCAAUCAAGCCUAAAGAAUCUUCAUCCAACAAAUGUGUAAACAUAAUAAUGGAGCUUCAAAAGAGUCAGAGAGACUUGGAUCAGCGGAUGAAAAAGAUGGCUGAAAACCAAGGAAACAAAGCUUUAGUAGGGCCUAAUAAUCUGUACAGAGCUGGACUAAGACGAUAUUCAUUAAGAGCAUCAGCAGGUGCACAAAAAUCACCUUGUUGCUUACCAAUGUUAGCACCCCAACGACCAAAGCACCACUCUGUCAGAAGGCUAAUAAAUACUUUUAGCCAAGGGAUUGAUGGUAGACCAGGGCAGAGCCUUGCUAAUGUUCCACUUUACAUCAGGAGGCCCAGGAAAAGUGAGAUACUUCUGUUAUCUGAAACAGUAAAUGUUAAUGACGGGUGUACAUUUAUCAAUGGCAAAAAUAACAACAACAGCUGGCCUGACAGCAGGGAUGACAUGGAUGUAGACAACCUCCCACCUCCACCCCCAGAGGUACUGCUGGACAACUCCUUCCAGAGGACAGAAAACAUACAAGGUAAUGCAGAAGGGUUGCAGGAAAAUUUGGUUCAAAGACUCCCAAUGAUAAACCAAAAGACUGGAGUCUCGCAGCGCCUGAAGUCAUCUUUGGAGAAUGUGGAAAUGCUGCCAAACAGAAUCAGUUUGAAGCCAAAAUCCAUCAGUAUCUUGCCAGUAUCUCAAAAUGCAGAGAAGCAACUAGAAACUGAUCUUGAUCCAGGAAUGGAGAAGACUAACUGCCUCUACCAACAGGCAACAGGCAAGAUCAUUCACUUGCACAAUGCUGACAAGAGAAAUGUUGGAGAACUGCGCGGCCAAGGGCCUUCACCCCUUCAAACCAGAAUGGGCCAGAGAUGUGAAAGCAAAGAUUUUUAUGAUGGUGAGAUGACACCUUGCAGCCUGCCUGUGACAGCACCACCUGUCUCCAGAGUCCGCCUACCACCAUCUUGUCCAUCUGUCUGUCACAGAUUUCCAAGCCCUCCUGUGGUUAGACCUCAAAUCACCUCUAAGCCCUCAUCUCGCCCAAGUUCUCCAAGAACUGUGACACGUGCCACAGACAACAACAUUGAAGAGAUGAUUCCGUCUGUGACCUUUCACGAUGCUCGUUCAGUCUUCUGUCAAAAUGAGUCCCAAAACACGCAGACCUGCUUGUCAUUGGGAAGUUCUGUGCUUCCUAGAUCAUGGGAAGAGGUCUCCCGAGGCAGGCUACCCAUGAGAGUGAUGAACAAUUCUACCCGUCGCACCCAAUCAGAUCAGAGACCUAGUUUGACUUCCGAUUCAGAGUUUUCCAAAGAUGGCAGUUCAGCCUCUACUCAGGCCGAUAGGAGUAAGCCUCCACCUACAAAAUAUAGGCUGAUGACAGGUGACGACACCCAGUUGGAUUUAAGUCCAGCUGCCCAGCCCAGCUGUGGUUAGUCAGGUUUUCUGAAGAGAAAUAUAAUGUGGGUAGAGAGUGGAUUAGAAUUUUUCUCAAAUUCAGACACAAUCCCCUUGCUUCCCUCAUCCCCAAGAUGUUUGUCCCAAAGUUUUAGAUACUUUUAUGAUAUGGUAUUAAUUGAAGCAGUUAAGAGCCUGAAUGUUUUCAUCUGAUACAUUUCUGAAAACUUUUGCAAGAUGUUUGUAUCCAUUUUUAGAAGCAUACUUAAUCUAUACUGAAAUGUAUUUGUUUGAAGUUUAAUAUAUACAUACAAAUUCUGCUGUAGCAUCAAUUAGCAACCCCAAAUGUUGCCUUAGCUCACUGUUGAACUUCAGGGUUUGGGAUUUGGGGGUGUUAUUGGUUGCUAUACUGAAAAGAAACAAACAACAAAACAACAUAAUCAUCAGAUGAACUCCUUUGUAUCUGUAUUAACCAAGUUUUCUGCCUUGAUUGUAUUUCAAUUAAAGUGAAAUAAACUGUCCAAUGCAGUCACAUUGAAAAUGUUUGUUUUUUUAAGCUGACUAUUCUGUUUUCACAUCUACAUUAAGUUACAUUAAUUUAGCGUUUGUCCAAAGUGACUUACAAUAAGUGCAUUCAACCAUGAAGAUAUUACCCAAAAAGUGCAAGAAUCAAUCAUCUAGAUAUAACAGUGGCUGAGAACACUCUUGGUGAUUAAGUUACAACAAAAUGUAAGUCUAUGGCUAUCAGAAAAUAGAUUAUCCCUGCUGAUUCCAUUCUAUUUGGUUGGCAAAUACAAUAGCAACAUGCAACAUCUACCAGCUGAGACCAAGACUGGCACUUAUCAGGUGAAAAUGUGGAUUUUAAAUCAAUAAUCAAGUUAAAUCAAAGAAAACCUUUCUAGAGAGCUGUUGUUCAAAUUAGUAAUUGUAAAAAUGCAGGCCCAGAAGGUCUGUUUUCAGGCAUCACAUCAGCGGCCUAAACCUACUUGUGGG
Scophthalmus maximus (turbot) is the source of this 3774-nucleotide messenger RNA. It is a transcript of the gene pcare2, whose product is annotated as photoreceptor cilium actin regulator 2. NCBI's taxonomy places the organism in Eukaryota, Metazoa, Chordata, Actinopteri, Pleuronectiformes, Scophthalmidae. The transcript has 2 exons. Bases 103 to 2820 code for a protein of 905 amino acids. The record is from RefSeq and is a predicted model, not a curated record.